CGCAAAAUCCCCACAGCCGCAGGUUCGUUCCAUUUUAUCUAUGCUUCAAAAUAUAAGACCACCAAUCACAAAACAAACCGUUCAAAUACAAUGGAAGAAGAAGCCAAAUCAUUCCUCAAAACAUACUCGCUCAUAUUUACAUCUCUUUCUUAUUCUUAUUUCAUCGUCUCCAAAAUCCCACCUGGAAAAUUCAGAUUAUUUUCUCUCUUACCAAUCUUCACUCUAUUUACCAUUUUACCCUUUUCUUUCUCCUCUGUUCUUCUUGCAGGAAUCACUGCUCUUUUCAUCACUUGGCUUGGAAACUUCAAGCUUCUUCUAUAUGCUUUCAAUCAUGGCCCUUUAUCAAAUCAUCAGCCCAUCAAAAAUCUAUCAUUUCUUCAAUUUUUACUAAUUUCAGCUUUUCCCAUCAAAAUUAAAGACCCAUUUACCCGAAUCCGAAAACCCACUUCCAAAUUUUUGCCCUUAAAUUUCUGGUCUGAAACCCUAAUUUUCUCCAUUUUUGUGGGUAUUUGUGAUUUUUAUAAACAAAAUUUAAAUCAUGGGUUGAUUUUUGUGAUUUAUUGUUGUAUGUUGUAUUUAUUCAUUGACAUUAUUAUGAGUGUUAGUAAUACAAUUGUGGGGUCCAUUAUGGGUUUUGAGCUAUUUCCACCGUCAGAUGAGCCUUAUUUAUCAUCAUCUAUCAGUGAUUUUUGGGGAAGAAGAUGGAACCUCAUGGUAACAGAUAUACUGCGUCACACUGUGUAUAAACCCACAAGGGUAUUUUUAUCCAAUUAUAUAGGCCGAGAUUGGGCUUCUGUUAUUUCUGUGAUAGCGGCGUUUGUGGUAUCUGGGCUAAUGCAUGAGCUGAUUUUUUAUUAUAUGGCACGUGUGAGUCCCUCGUGGGAAGUUACUUGGUUUUUUGUGUUACAUGGGCUUUGUGUGGUUUUGGAGUUUUGUUUGAAAAAGGUUUUGGGCCGGAAAUUGGGCCUACAUUGGGUUAUUACUGGCCCGUUGACUGUUGGGUUUGUGAUGGGCACUGGAUAUUUGUGGUUCUUUCCACCACUUGUUAUGAACAAAGUCGAUGUAAGAGCUAUUGAGGAGGCUAUGACUUUGUAUGAGUUUAUUAAGGGGAAAUUAAAAAAAAUGUUAUAAUAUGAAAUUGUAAUUCUUUUGAUAUUUAUUAAAAUUUUGUAAUCAAUUUCGAUUAUAUUUUACUUUAAAAAUAUUGUUUAAAAUUUUAACCUACCUUUUAAAAUUUUAUU
Amaranthus tricolor (Joseph's coat) is the source of this 1241-nucleotide messenger RNA. Its product is annotated as long-chain-alcohol O-fatty-acyltransferase-like. Lineage: Eukaryota; Viridiplantae; Streptophyta; Magnoliopsida; Caryophyllales; Amaranthaceae. The coding region runs from base 91 to 1131 and encodes 346 amino acids. Gene Ontology annotation, biological process: lipid metabolic process. The transcript has a single exon. The record is from RefSeq and is a predicted model, not a curated record.